Symbiodinium necroappetens is the source of this 364-nucleotide messenger RNA. NCBI's taxonomy places the organism in Eukaryota, Dinophyceae, Suessiales, Symbiodiniaceae. The record is from the annotation of a GenBank genome assembly.
GCUGGAACUUGCAGUCUUUUUCGUGGUCAUGAAGAAGCCCUAUGAGGAGCUCUUUCUCACGGGUGACACUUCGCAGACGGUGUCGCGAGCCGUCGAGUUUCGUUUCUGUGAUCUGCAGUCCCUUUUCCAUCAUUUCAAUCGAAGUGAGAAAGUACCAGAGUUGGAUCAGCUGCUGAUCAACUUCCGCAGCCACCAGAAGAUCCUCGCGCUUUCCCACCGUGGCGUCGUGCAACCAUUGGAACUGGCAUUCCCGCAUGCCAUCGAUAAGCUGGCCGCCGACACGGGCCACCGUGAUGGUGUGCUGCCGGUCAUCGUCAAGGACGUGGCCCUGGAGGAUGCGCGCUGCACAAGAAAGUACUCGUAG